GUGGACGUGCCCAGUGCUCGAUUAACAAAAUACAUUAUAUUAUUAUGUUUCACUAAAUUUUUGAAGGCUGUGGGACUUUUUGAAUCAUAUGAUCUCCUAAAAGCAGUUCACAUUGUUCAGUUCAUAUUUAUAUUAAAACUUGGGACUGCAUUUUUUAUGGUUUUGUUUCAAAAGCCAUUUUCUUCUGGGAGAACUAUUACCAAACACCAGUGGAUCAAAAUAUUUAAACAUGCAGUUGCUGGGUGUAUCAUUUCACUCUUGUGGUUUUUUGGCCUUACUCUUUGUGGACCACUAAGGACUUUGCUGCUAUUUGAACACAAUGAUAUUGUUGUCAUCUCACUACUCAGUGUUUUGUUCACUAGCUCUGGAGGAGGACCAGCAAAGACAAGAGGAGCCGCUUUUUUCAUUAUUGCUGUGAUCUGUUUACUGCUUUUCGACAAUGAUGACCUCAUGGCUAAAAUGGCAGAACACCCUGAAGGACAUCAUGACAGUGCUCUAACUCACAUGCUUUACACAGCCAUUGCCUUCUUAGGUGUGGCAGAUCACAAGGGUGGAGUAUUGUUGCUAGUUCUGGCUUUGUGUUGUAAGGUUGGUUUUCAUACAGCUUCUAGAAAGCUCGCUGUGGAUGUUGGUGGAGCCAAACGUCUUCAAGCUUUAACCCAUCUUGUCUCAGUGCUCCUCUUGUGUCCAUGGGUCAUUGUUCUUUCUGUGACCACUGAGAGUAAAGUUGAAUCUUGGUUUUCUCUCAUUAUGCCAUUCACAACGGUUAUCUUUUUUGUUAUGAUCCUGGAUUUCUACGUCGAUUCCAUUUGUUUAAUCAAAAUGGACGUUUCCAAAUGUGCCCGCUAUGGAUCUUUUCCCAUUUUUAUUAGUGCUCUCCUUUUUGGAAAUUUUUGGACGCAUCCAAUAACAGACCAGCUUCGAGCUAUGAACAAAGCAGCACACCAGGAAAGCACUGAGCACGUCCUGUCGGGAGGAGUGGUAGUGAGCGCUAUAUUCUUCACUUUGUCCGCCAACAUCUUAUCAUCUCCUUCUAAGAGAGGACAGAAAGGAACCUUUAUUGGAUAUUCUCCUGAAGGAACGCCUCUCUAUCACUUUAUGGGUGAUGCUUUUCAGCAUAGUUCUCAGUCCAUCCCAAGGUUUAUUAAGGAAUCACUAAAACAAAUUCUUGAGGAGAGUGACUCUAGGCAGAUCUUUUACUUCCUGUGCUUGAAUCUGCUUUUUACCUUUGUGGAAUUGUUCUAUGGCGUGUUGACCAAUAGUCUGGGUCUGAUCUCAGAUGGAUUUCAUAUGCUCUUCGACUGUUCGGCUUUGGUCAUGGGACUUUUUGCUGCCUUGAUGAGUAGAUGGAAAGCCACUCGGAUUUUCUCUUAUGGGUAUGGCCGAAUCGAAAUUCUCUCUGGAUUUAUUAAUGGACUUUUUCUAAUAGUAAUAGCUUUUUUUGUGUUUAUGGAAUCAGUGGCUAGACUGAUUGAUCCUCCGGAAUUAGACACACACAUGUUGACACCAGUGUCAGUUGGAGGGCUGAUAGUAAACCUUAUUGGUAUCUGUGCCUUUAGCCAUGCCCAUAGCCAUACCCAUGGAGCUUCUCAAGGAAGCUGUCACUCAUCUGAUCACAGCCAUUCACACCAUAUGCAUGGACAUGGUGACCAUGGGCACGGUCACAGCCACGGCUCUACAGGAGGAGGCAUGAAUGCGAACAUGAGGGGUGUGUUUUUACAUGUUUUGGCAGACACACUUGGCAGUAUUGGUGUGAUUGUAUCCACAAUUCUUAUAGAGCAAUUUGGAUGGUUCAUUGCCGAUCCACUCUGUUCUCUUUUCAUUGCCAUAUUAAUAUUCCUCAGUGUUGUCCCACUGAUAAAAGAUGCCUGUCAGGUUCUACUUCUGAGACUGCCACCAGAAUAUGAAAAAGAACUACAUAUUGCUUUAGAAAAGAUACAGAAAAUUGAAGGAUUAAUAUCAUUUCGAGACCCUCAUUUUUGGCGCCAUUCUGCUAGUAUUGUGGCAGGAACAGUUCACAUACAGGUGACCUCUGAUGUGCUGGAACAAAGAAUAGUACAACAGGUUACAGGAAUACUUAAAGAUGCUGGAGUAAACAAUUUAACCAUUCAAGUGGAAAAAGAAGCAUACUUUCAACAUAUGUCUGGCCUGAGUACUGGAUUUCAUGAUGUUCUGGCUAUGACAAAACAGAUGGAGUCCAUGAAAUACUGCAAAGAUGGUACUUAUAUCAUGUGAGAUAACUCAAGAAUUAUUCUUAGGGUAUGAAGAAUGAGGACUAAAUGUAUUUAAUUAGUAUUUGUAAUAUUGCUGGAAGAACAAAAAUUGCACAUGAUUGUACAGAAACUUUUAAAACUCCCUACUAUUGGAUCAGGUAAUCUUCCUUGAAGGAAGUAUAAAUAUAGAAUGAAGCAGUAGUUGUACAAGUAAAAUAGUUAUUUGGAUUAUGUGUAUAAAAAGAAUAUUAAAAUUUGAAUGAACCUGAUAUAGUAUCUUCAAAAGUGGACACAUAAUGAUGGAUUCUAGUAAAAACCAAAAUUACUUGUGUGUUAACUUUGUAUCAAAAGGCAUCUCCAUUGUAAAUAUGUAUUUACAUGUUUAUUACAGAGACCCAAAUGAAAAAUUUUUAGUCAAUUUUUUGCAUAACCUAAGAUAAACUAGGAAUAAAGGUUCUAUAUUUGUGGAUUUUCUGUAUAUAAAACUGGUUUCUAAUUAUAACUUAAGUCCAUUAGGUAAAUCCUGUAUCGCCACUUUAAAUGUCAACUAAAUUUUUUUGGAGAAGCAUCAACCACUGAUACGAGAUAAGCAGUGAGAAUAGGGAAGAAUAACAUGACCGCUUUUGGUGUAUUACAGAACCAACCACUGUAAAAUAAAUUUUUUACUUUUGGUAAUAUUUGCAAAUGAAUAAUUAAUUUAUUAGGGUAAAGAACUUACACAGCGUGUGUCCAUGUUAUUCACUCACUCGUUAUCUUCCUCCAAAUUAGAAUAUUCCAUUUCUUAGUAUGCAUCUGGCACUCCAAGCUGCUUAUCAAGCUGAUACCCAAGCAAUGCUAGGCUUUUCAUCUUUUCAUUUAACUCCAUACAUGUGCGACAGCCAGCUGAAAAAAAAUUAUAGAUAGUUGUCAACUCCGAGUUGAAUUCUCUUGUUAGCAGUAUAACUUCUAAUUUCUGGAACAUUUAGAUAUAUAAAAAAAUCAAAGAAUAGGUAAUUAUUUCAAGGUCUAAUAAGUAAAACUUGUUCAGAAACAUUUGGGCACCAUGAACUCAAAUUAACCUGUAACUACUUUCUGUGAUGAUACCUAGUUUAUAUUUUUUCAUUCCCAAUUUUAACGGGUUGUGUAGUAUGAAAAGACUUUAUGAUAUUAAUAUAUAAUAUUUACAGUUUAUAAACACCAAAGAAUUUGUCCAAAAGAAACUUUAGAAUACUCUCUAUUUAUACGCAUCUGAGUAUUUUCACUUGUACACUAGGAAUUUUGAUAAGUAAGAUGAAUUUUUUACUAUGGGUACUAUUUUCUUAUCUAUACCAUAGGGCCAACAUUCAUUGUAAAUCAUAUUUUUGUCUUACCAAUUUUAAUAUUGAGGGGUUUUAGAAAUUUGUUGUAAGUUAUUUUAAUAUUCCUUGUCUUCUCUUUGCACAUUAUUUUGGUCCAGAAUCUUCAAUAUAUUAUUAAAAUUUUAAGUAGUGGGAAAAUAAUUGCAUAUUGAUAUUUUAAUGCAAUUUUUAUACAUUUAAACAUGUUAAGUAGUUAGAGAGGUACAAUAACUGUUUACACCAGUAUUUAAAUUGCCACUUCUCUUAGAAGGCAUAUAAACACCAAAAAAAGAAAAGUAAGUGUAAUCGAGAGAGAAUAGGAUGAGAGGGCGGGAGCUGAAGAAUAAGUGGGUACAAAUGGAAAAGAGGAAUUCCAGUAUUGAGAGGACCAAAGUACUGAUUUCAGCUCAUAUAAAUUAUGUGGCAUGAGGCAAAUCAGCCUCUCUGGGUAUCAUCCUCUUCCUCCAUAAAAUCUGCUCAGAUCUAUUUUACAGGGUUUGGAGGGGGGAAGGUUAAAAAGGGCAAAAUAAAAUUGAGCCUGAAUUAAGUAUUUUAA
Messenger RNA from Tupaia belangeri chinensis (Chinese tree shrew), 4085 nucleotides. It is a transcript of the gene SLC30A5, whose product is annotated as solute carrier family 30 member 5. Gene Ontology annotation, cellular component: membrane; Golgi apparatus; cytoplasmic vesicle. Gene Ontology annotation, biological process: intracellular zinc ion homeostasis; zinc ion import into Golgi lumen. The transcript has 16 exons. The record is from RefSeq and is a predicted model, not a curated record. Gene Ontology annotation, molecular function: zinc ion transmembrane transporter activity. The annotation marks the transcript as partial. Lineage: Eukaryota; Metazoa; Chordata; Mammalia; Scandentia; Tupaiidae.